This is a messenger RNA of Salvelinus fontinalis (brook trout), 2559 nucleotides long. RefSeq lists its product as uncharacterized. Gene Ontology annotation, biological process: cell surface receptor signaling pathway. The record is from RefSeq and is a predicted model, not a curated record. The transcript has 5 exons. Gene Ontology annotation, molecular function: transmembrane signaling receptor activity. The annotation marks the transcript as partial. NCBI's taxonomy places the organism in Eukaryota, Metazoa, Chordata, Actinopteri, Salmoniformes, Salmonidae.
CUUUCUAAGACUGAAAGGUUGAAACCUGUCCUCUAUCUAAUCACAGAUCAACCACAACCUGUCCUGAGUAUCUCUCAUCAGUGGCUGAACCCUGGAGACUCAGUGACUCUGAGCUGUGAAGUUGACAAGACGUCUACAGGCUGGAGGUUCUCCUGGUACAGGACUGUUCCCUACAGAGCUGGGUUACCCUCCCUAUCAGACAAGUCUUACUCUCUACAGCCCCUAUCUGACAAUGGGAAUAGUGAAGACUCCUACACUCUGAUCCCUGCUGGUCCUACUCCCACAGGAGGAUAUGUGUGUAGAGCUGGGAGAGGAGACCCAGUCUAUGAUACACUCUACAGUGAACCUCAGUUUCUCUGGUCAGGAGAUCUGCAGCCUUCAGUGUCUCUUACAGUAAAUCCCAACAGAACUCAACACUUUAGAUCAAAGUCUCUCUCACUGAGCUGUGAGGUGAAGGGGAACUCUACUGGAUGGAGACUGAAGAGAUACACAGAGACAGCAUGGCCGUCAGAGUGUCCAUCUACCUGGAGAUCAAUAACAGAAUCCACAUGCACCAUCACACCAUUGGACACAUGGUACAGUGGAGUGUUCUGGUGUGAGUCUGGAUCAGGAGAGUACAGUAAUGCUGUCAACAUCACAGGGAACGAUGGUGAUGUGAUCCUGGAGAGCCCUGUCCAUCCCUUGACUGAAGGAGACUCUGUGAAUCUGACCUGUACAUUUAGAUAUCAAGAAACAAAUCCUAACCCCAAGACUGAUUUCUACAAAGAUGGAGUACUCAUCAUGAAUGAGACCACAGGAGAGAUGACCAUCCCUACAGUAUCCAAGUCAGAUGAAGGAUUCUAUAAGUGUAAAUCUGGUGAAGGAGAAUCACCAGAGAGCUGGGUGACAGUGAGAGUCCCUCCAGGUUCUGUUGUCUCCAUCUCUCUGACCAGGCUGCUGUGUGGUCUACUGGUGAUGUCUCCCUUUCUACUGGUGUCCAUCGUGCUGAUGGUGAAAUGCUGCAGGGCUCGAGGUUUGUGUUCAACAGUCAAAUCUCCUCAAGACCAGAUACCCUGUGAUGAUGUCAUUGAACAGACUGAAUCAUCCGUGUGAUCAUUACAGUAUGAACUGUAAACUGAACAACCAUUUUAAAGAUUGUAAAGUUUUUACCAUUGAUAUAUGAUAGUGUUUACUGAGUUUAAUAUCACUGAAUGGAAUUUCACAAAUGCUGAAUGUUAUGAUUUAGUAAGUUGACGAUUUAAGCUUUUGGUGGAUUGUAUCCUGUCCUUUGUUAUUGUUGAUUGAUGUUGAUUUUUCUUGAAAUAUUACUCUUAUCUGUCUUUUAUUUCAGUUUGUUAAUUAAACAAUAGUGUAUUUCCUGCUUUUGUUUAAAAGUAGAAUUUGCUGCAUAUUUGGGGAAUCUGUUGUAUUUUAACUAAUGUCAUUUACAGGCAGGUGUAUAUAUACUGUAUGUGAAACUUUUCAGUUUUUUAUUCUAAUUUAAAAUACUAAAGAUGUGUCACGUUCUGACCAUAGUUCUUGUGUGUUUUGCUUGUUUUAGUGUUGGUCAGGACGUGAGCUGGGUGGGCAUUCUAUGUUGUGUGUCUAGUUUUUCUGUUUCUAUGUUUGGCCUAAUAUGGUUCUCAAUCAGAGGCAGGUGUUUUGGGUUGUCUCUGAUUGGGAAUCAUAUAUAGGUGACUUGUUGUGUGUUGGGAUUUUGUGGGUGGUUGUUUCCUGUCUCUGUGGUUUCUCUGCACCAGCUAGGACUGUAUCGGUUUGCCACAUUUUGUAAUUGUUAAGUGUUCACUGUUUAUCAGUAUUAAAUAUGUUGAGCACCAACUACGGUGCGUCUUGGUCCGAUCCCUGUUACAACCUCUCUUCUCGUGAAGAGAGGGAAGGCUGCCGUUACAAGAUGGGUUUAUACUUGGUUGGUAGACCUACUAUAACAGUUAAGAUAGAACACGUAGCUAUAGUUUGUUAUUAAAAAUGUAUAUUUACAUAAUGCAGCUUUAACACUUAUUUUUUAAUUAAAUAUACAUUCAGCGAAACUACAUUACCAAGAGUAGCACUGAAGAUACUGAAAUGAGCGACAUGCAGGACUUCUCUCACACAAUCACACACAGUAUCUGCACAUAUGCACGGGUUAAUUUCAUGUUCACAGUCUGGAAGUCACAGGACCAAAACAAAGGAGAAGUUGAGCCUCAAGCUUCAACACUCUUAGUUGUUAUGGAAAUUGAACCACUAUGCAGUUUACUUUCUACAUCUACGUCAUAUCACUGAGUCUACCUUUAAACUCCACUUACUUUUGACUUAUAUUCUUUUUCAAAUACUGUCUACUAAGUAUUUUGUGAAAAAAAAAGGUUUUACAGCAGAUGUAUAUUUUCAACAUGUAAGUAUUUUGUAAAUCAUUUUCAACAUGUAAGUCUUCCGUAAAAUGGUUUCAGUAGUUGUUAUAGGAGCCAGAUGAGUGUUCCACUAUGGAACUUAAAAUGGAGAAGGUAUGUUGUGUUUUGUAUUCAUUCUCAUAUAUCAAAUAAAAAGUGAUGAUUCCCCACAUCAUUGUAUUGCUUUGAAAUAUAA